UGACUGGAGCGCAUGCAAGGACAAAAAGUAUAACUUCUUUAGAUUUUGUGAACAACGGCUGAUUAUCAUAAAAGAAUGCAUCAUCUCAGCUUUCCUUAGUAUGUGCUAAUGAAAUCAAAGACAUGAAAGAAGAAUUAAACUUGAGAACAAAGCAGAACUUAUGCCUUCUUUGAUCAUUUGAUCAAUAAUCCUGGAGUGAAAAGCCAAUCAACAAGUCUUUGAACCAUCAGAUCAAUGUAACUUGAGGAACCUAUUUACAUUCAACAAAUCAAGUCAUCAAAACCUAAUCCACUGAAGAAAGACAAUUUAUCACAUUUAUUAGACCCUCAUAAAACAAAUCAACAAUGUCUUCGACAUCACAAAAACACAAGGACUUCGUGGCAGAGCCCAUGGGUGAGAAGACUGUGAUGGCAUUAGCAGGAAUUGGUGAAGUUCUUGGAAAGAGAUUGGAAGAAAAGGGCUUUGACAAGGCGUAUGUUGUUCUAGGACAGUUUCUGGUGCUGAGGAAAGAUGAGGAGUUGUUUCGGGAAUGGUUGAAGGAUACAUGUGGUGCAAAUACCAAACAGCAAGGCGACUGUUAUAGCUGCCUGAGAGAGUGGUGUGACUCUUUCUUGUAGUCAGUUGUUAUUUGUCUUGUAUUUUCAUUUUUUCUUUAUUCCCCUGGUAUGUCGAAUGCCUUUACCUCACUUGACCAGUUUGACUUUUUUGUAUGCACCAAUUUUAACAUUUAGCCCAGAACUGUACGUUAUCACUAGACUUUAUAUAGAUGGGGACAUUUGUAACAUCACUGCUUUCCACACUGGCUAUUUAGUUACCAGGGAUUGGUUUUGUUCUUGAAGCAAGAUUUUAAUUCAAAUAUGCGCAUUGACAAAACAACAUUUAUGUGUCAUAAUGUAUUUCAGUCCAAAGGCUGUGUAUCACCAGUCUGCAUUCUCCAGUCUAAGCACAUUGAUAAACACCUUCAUUGUAACCCUGACACUUCACAGAUACACGUUACACCAGUCUUGUUUGUUAAUGUGUUUAAAGGUUUUAAUUGAAUUUGGCCAAAUUUUGCCACAAUGCUAAUGUGGUUUUAAAGGUUAAUGUCUGCUAGUCACCAUUAUAAUAUGUAUUUUCUUAAGGAAAGCAUGGAUAAUGGUGUUAAAUUCCUAUAUGUUGUAUGAUCUCAAACCCCCAAAUUGUUUUUCGGUAAAUGCCUUAAUAAAACUGUUUUAACUGUGA
Molecule: messenger RNA, 1221 nt
Organism: Misgurnus anguillicaudatus (oriental weatherfish)
Lineage: Eukaryota; Metazoa; Chordata; Actinopteri; Cypriniformes; Cobitidae
Gene: banf1
Product: barrier to autointegration nuclear assembly factor 1
Biological process (GO): chromosome organization
Cellular component (GO): nucleus; condensed chromosome
Molecular function (GO): DNA binding
Source: RefSeq, a predicted model, not a curated record